AUGAUGGCCACAGGUGAGGACACGGACGGUCACUACUUUUUCGUGGAAGCAGUCGUUCCACCCGGCGGCGGUCCUCCUCCCCAUAUCCAGACGCGGGAGGAGGAGGGGUUCUACGUAACCGAGGGCGAAGUGGUCUUCAGGGCCGCGGGCAGGCAAGUUCUCGCGACUCCCGGCACGUUCAUCCACGUCCCGCGCGGAGUACCUCACUCCUUCAAGAACGAGUCCGAAGCGGUAGCGAGGAUGGUAUUCUUCUUCGUCCCCGCCGGCAUCGAGGAGAUGUUUGAGAAGAUGGCUGCGGACCCCGACCGUUUCGUCGAAAUCGCCGGAGAGUACGGAGUGGAGUUCGUGGACGCUGCGUAG
This is a messenger RNA of Geodia barretti, 360 nucleotides long. The record is from the annotation of a GenBank genome assembly. NCBI's taxonomy places the organism in Eukaryota, Metazoa, Porifera, Demospongiae, Tetractinellida, Geodiidae.